AUGAAGGAACUAGCAGCUUACGCCAAACCUCAAGAGUCCAAGAUCAAGUACCAGUACUUGGGACAAUCAGGACUCAAAGUCUCCCAGAUUAUUCUCGGAGCAAUGUCUUACGGCUCUUCCAAAUGGCAGGAUUGGGUUUUGGAUGAGGAGCAAGCAUUGCCUCUGCUCAAGCAUGCCUACGACAGCGGCAUUACAGCGUGGGAUACAGCAGAUGUUUACAGCAAUGGACGCAGUGAAGAGAUUAUCGGUGCUGCGAUCACCAAGUACAAUAUCCCUCGCUCCCGCCUUGUGCUAUUGUCCAAAUGCUACUUUGGCGUUACUGAUGACGAUAACUCCGUCCAUCAGCCCAAGAUUCCAGAGAUGAUGAACAAUGAUGGCGACUUGGUGAACAGAGUUGGACUUUCCAGAAAGCAUAUCUUUGAUGCUGUGGAAGCUAGUGUCAAGAGACUGGGUACUUAUAUCGAUGUACUACAGAUUCACAGAUUGGACAGAGGAGCCCCGAAGAAGGAAAUUAUGCGGGCAUUGAACGAUGUCGUUGAAAAGGGAUGGGUCCGCUAUAUCGGUGCCUCUUCAAUGGCAGCUUGGGAGUUCCAAGAACUGCAGAACAUUGCCGAAACCCACAACUGGCACAAAUUCAUCAGCAUGCAAAACUACCACAACCUCCUCUACCGCGAGGAAGAGCGCGAAAUGAUCCCCUACUGCAAACACACCGGCGUAGGUUUGAUUCCUUGGUCCCCCAUGGCCCGCGGCGUCCUCGCCCGCCCCUGGUCCUCUCGCUCCACCACCCGCGAAGCCUCCGACAACACUCUCAAGGCGCUCAUCCGCGGCAAGGAAAACGAAACCGACGAAAAGAUUGUCAACAAGGUUGAGGAGAUUGCAAAGAGAAAAGGCAUCUCUAUGGCUGCGGUGGCGGUUGGGUGGAGUAUAGCCAAAGGCGAUAUUCCGAUUUUGGGAUUGAGUAGUAAGGAGAGGAUUGAUGAGGCUGUGGAGAAUUCUAAGACGGUGUUGAGCGAGGAGGAGAUUGCUGAGUUGGAUGGGCUUUAUAUGCCGAAGGCCGUUAGUGGAUACUAA
Messenger RNA from Aureobasidium melanogenum CBS 110374, 1071 nucleotides. RefSeq names its product Aldo/keto reductase. The record is from RefSeq and is a predicted model, not a curated record. Lineage: Eukaryota; Fungi; Ascomycota; Dothideomycetes; Dothideales; Saccotheciaceae. The transcript has 5 exons. Bases 1 to 1071 code for a protein of 356 amino acids.